Messenger RNA from Penicillium alfredii, 963 nucleotides. RefSeq names its product HNH endonuclease signature motif containing protein. Lineage: Eukaryota; Fungi; Ascomycota; Eurotiomycetes; Eurotiales; Aspergillaceae. The record is from RefSeq and is a predicted model, not a curated record. The transcript has a single exon. The coding region runs from base 1 to 963 and encodes 320 amino acids.
AUGGAGAAAUUGGAGCAGUACGUACCGACGAGUUCGAGUGACAGAACUAAACGCGUUCUACGCGCAUUCAUCGACCAUCUACCCGCAAAUGGCAGAGCGAAUUUGAUUCGUCAUCUCCAGUCUUUGCAGUCGAACCAAGAGAUUCACGACCAUGCCGAAUCCCUAGUGAAUGGUCUUCUAAUGCCGAUGCGGACUCUCCGAUCUACGCCCACUAUCUCCCCACGUGCUGGAAUGGAAGACUCCAUUGAAAAUGUCGCCGCACACUCCGGUAGUUCAGCAGCCCGAGAGGCUCGCUUGAAGAGAGACUGUCUUACCCGCGACGGCCUAAAAUGUGUCGUCACAGACCGUUAUGACGAAAAUUCUAUGGACCGAAGUAAUACUAAUAUUCGGACAACUUACACUGAAUGCGUCCACAUCAUUUCCUUUUCCCUUGCAACCUGGAAGGAUGAACAAGAAGAAUUCGCUAAAAACGUUAUCUGGACUAAUCUGACCCGCUAUUUUCCGUCAAUCGAAAACCAAAUUCGCUUUACGCGGGAAUCCAUCAAUGAUACGUGCAAUGCUAUGACAAUGUCUAAGGCUCUUCAUCCAUCAUUCGGGGCGUUUGAUUUUGCAUUUGAAGCAACUCCGCGACGACAUACAUACACACUGAAGAAUUACAAGCCGCGGCUGCUAGACGAUCUUCCCGAAAGUGUCACUUUUACCCGCCAUAACUCGCACUUCUCCCUUCCGAGCCCUGGACUGUUGAAGAUCCAUGCAACAAUCGCCCGCAUCUUUCAUGCAUCUGGAGCAGCCGAGCCCAUUGAAAAGGCAAUCCGAGAUCUUGGAGAGACUGCUCUCCUAGCUAAGGAUGGUAGUAGUGAUAUUUCGGCUAUGUUAGCCGCAACGUCUCUUGGAGUUCUUGGUUCGCGCGCUGGGAAUAUCCAACAACCUGGAUUAUUGUUAAACCCAACCACGAAGGGUUAA